This is a messenger RNA of Yamadazyma jaroonii, 2307 nucleotides long. NCBI's taxonomy places the organism in Eukaryota, Fungi, Ascomycota, Pichiomycetes, Serinales, Debaryomycetaceae. The record is from the annotation of a GenBank genome assembly.
AUGAGUUUCUAUAUAGUGCCUUCAGUGCUGUAUCAAACUCAACAAAAGAUCAAACAAGCACAAAAGAAGGCUAAACAUAAAAAAUCCAAGAAACAUGGGGAUAAAUCGGAUUCUAAAUUGAAUUCACCUUCAAGUUCCACCAAUGCUUCCAUAAGAGCUUCCAGUAUUUAUGAAGAACCCAUUGAGGAAGAAGGUCAACAUAAAGAUACAACUUCGGGAACUUCAGUUUCUGGUACAUCAGCAUCAAUAUCUGGGUCAAGUAAUAAUGACGAAUUUCCUAAUAAUUUGACAGAUAAACUUUCAUCCUUGAAAAGAACAGAAUCUUCGGGUUCCAUUGCUUCGAAAUAUAUUGAAUCACCUAAAAGUACUAAUCAAAACACUUCAUAUUUUGAAAUCAAACCAGGAACUUUUUCAUCCGAAGGAAAUUCGCCGGCGAAUAUAACAGAUAAUAUAAAUUUUCAACAUUUGGAUAUCAAUGAAAGAAGAAGAAAUUCCACUUCAACAUCAUCUUCCGUUCCUAGAAUGAGAUUAAGACAGAAUUCUUCCUUAUCAUUGGCAUCUCAACAAACGGUCAUGAGUAAUAAAGAUAAAGAAAAAAGUAAAUUAGCUAAUCCUACUGAUUCCGAAGACAAUGAAAGUAUAAAUUCCAAAAGUUCUAAGAUUUUCAAGCCAAAUUAUUCUCCAACAACUUCAUUUGAGUUUCCGAGAUUCGAAUGUACGUUGGAUUUAACAGUGAUGAAUUCUAUUGAAACAAUUACUGAAAGUUUCUAUUCCCCAACUUUUCAAAUCUUUAGAUUUAAAAAUUUCCUUGAUAUUUUAAGAGGUCAACAUGAUAACGAUCCGAUCAACUUUGCUAAUAUCAGAUACAAUUCCAUUUCGAAGUUUUUAUUAAGACAUAAUGAUUUCACAGAUGUGGCUAUUGAAGAUGUGGUGAAAGGUUUUGAUAUUAAGAACUUCGAAGGUGUUUUAUCAUGUUCUUUAAUUUCAAUGAGAAGUUUCAUACGUAAAUUGAUACGAUAUGAUUCCAAUAAAACAGUUAACAGAAGUGAAAUUUAUUCUUGUGAAGAAUUGGUGCAAAUAAAUUUCACCAAUUAUCUUCGAUUUAUACUAAAUUUACCUCAAUCAGUUUUAACAGCUCCUGCUGAACUGUUGACGGAAUAUCAAUUAGUUCAUCAAAAAUUCAAAAUCAUGUUCACAAGAUUAAUCAAAGCUUUACACACUUUCCAGAAAGAAGAUAGUGGUGAUGAUCUAUCCACGGCUACCAAUGCAGUGGCUUUCCUUUUCCAAUUGAUAACAAAAGUCUCGUAUGAUUAUAUUUUGUUAGAAAAAUAUCAUAUAAAUAUUCUCACCAAAUUAAGUAAUAAUUGUCUUAUUGAUGGAAGAUUAGCAUCAACACUUUUCGAUAAAUAUCAAAAUGCUUUAUCUUCACCAGAUUCAUUCCAACCACCUAAAGUUUUAUUUUACAAUGCUUAUUUUAGUGUACAAUAUUCAUGGUAUUUAUCAGUAACAGUACCAUUUGUCAGAGUUUUUGAAUCCAAUAUAUUCAAUGAGAAUGCUAAUUUGAUUAGUAAUUAUGAGAAGUAUAAAGAGAUGGAGAAAACAAUUAAGAAGACGAACUUCCAAGAUCUGGAUCAAGGUCUUUAUGACAGUCAUUUCAAAAAAUUGAAUUUAGAGAGUUUUGGUGACUUUAAGUCCAUGACCGAUGAGCAAUUAGUUGAUCUUCAAAGAGCCACUGAAAUCCCCGAUGAUGUUGAAAAACGAAACAAUUUUCAGGGUUCACAUAAACCUCAAAAUUUCGAAUUCUAUGGUAAUUCUUUGGCUACCUUAGAAGAAGGAACUUUUGAUUUAAUUCAGUGUAGAGAUUUGUUAUUUCAAUUGACUAAUACCAAUUAUAAGACAUUAAUCAGUGAAUUUUAUAGAGUUUUGAAGACUGGUGGGGUUCUAGAAAUCCCAAUCAUUUUAUCUGGGGCCGAUACUAUCAAGUCCGAUAAUUCAAUUGUGGGAUUACCUAAAUUCACCAGAACCACUGGUUCAGAUUUAUCAUCUCAUUAUGACAUGAUUCCUAAUUUUGCCGAAGUUUUACUUACAACCAUAAUAGAAGUUUUCGGCGAUGAUAACGUCAAGUUUUCAUGUGUGUUAUUGAAUAGUUCAAAUGAGAUAACAAGUUUCUUAGCUAGAGAUAUUGGAUUACAUGUGGCUGAAAUUAUAAGUAAAACUGAUGAAUUUUGUAAACAGUUUUAUGCUGACCAAGGUACAGUUAACCAAGAUGUUCAUUUCUUCUUCCCUAUUCAGGCAAUCAAGUUGUAA